CCCCCAGCCACUCUCUUAGUGUGACGACAUCUAGGGGAACAUCGGGGCUAGGUUCGUUGCUCUGAGAACAACAUCGACGACGAUGAUCCGGUAGCAUUUGCGGUGCCUUCCUGGACCAUGGCUCCUCCGCCGGCGACUCCAACGCCGCACCGGUUCCUAGUGCCGCGGAGGUCCCAGCAACAACAGCCACCACCACGCUCCCACCAGAGCACUCCGGCCACAUUUCGUGGCAGCGGUGGCGGUGGUGGCGCGGGACAACAGUUCCAAGCGACGCCGCGCUUCUCGCUGCACUCGACACCCCGGGGUCCGGAAGCAGGAGGCGGUGCGCCGUCGUCCUCUUCUAAUGUUACAGUGGGCACUACGCCAGCUCCGGGCUCAGCCAGGUCCGGGUCUAGCGUCUUCUUUCAUCGGGGCCCGCGCGGCACGGCAGAGCCCAUCAUUGACGGUAUUGACAGCUCACCGCCCUUAGCUGCUGUUGCGGCCGCUGGUGGGAAGCGGCGUGAUCCCAUCGACAUAUUCGAUCUGGACUCCGAUGUGGAUGCUGUGCCGGAGUCAUCGCCGGUGGUGAGACGCGCCGGAAGCAGGAGUGAGAGUGAGGGCGGGGAGGAGGAAGAGGAGGGGAAAGGGGAAAGUGGAUGGGCAAGGCGAUGGAACUCGGGGCCACGGAGUCGGUCCCCAAAGCGUCGGCGCAUCUCUAUCUCUUCCGAUUUCCGCGUCGACGAAAACAAAGGGGAUGAUGAUGGGAACAGGAGCACAGGGUUUCGGCCGAGGCACACGCACGACGAUGGUGACGAAGAGGAGGACGCUCUUAUGCGCGACGGCGACGACGACGGUUAUGAGGACGAAGACAGUGACAUCGACCUAAUCCGGACCUUUUCGCCCAGUUCCCCUUCCCACUCUCACGCUAACCGGCUACACGAACCCGCCGAAGUCUCUGGUGACAAUACCCAAGAUGAUGGUGAUGCCAUCUCGCCCCUCCGCCCUAGACGUAUGCGCACGAUAGCGGGCGAUGGCGAAGAGCAACAAGAGCCCCAGCAACCUAUCUUCUUCAAGGCGCCGCGCUUCAAGCCCACGGAGACGCCUGAGGGAUCCUACUUCCCCCAGCGCGGAGACGGGGAAGAAGACGACGACAACGAUCCGUUGCCCGACGCGUUCUCGCCUCACCGCCGCCGCCGCGGGGCUACUGCCAGGUACGUUCCCGGCGGGCUCGCGGCCGAGGUCCGGAGCUGGUUUGUCGACGUGUGGGCCUCGGGCGCCGGGGCGGGAGUAGGGGCGCGGGACGGGUCGGCCGCGUCAUGGGUCACGGCAAGGGUCCGCGUCGAGGAGGUGCGCGCCGCGCCUGGGACAGCGGCGCUGAUCGUCGGGCCGUACGUGCGGGAUGACGGCGACGGUGAUAGCAAUAAUACGGGUAGCGACCCUCGCGAAGGGGGAGCCUCGCAGACGUCAGCGCGGCUUGUGCUGGCCGGCAGUCCACGCCCGGUCGGCAUCGAUCGCGGGCCCGAGGUGCUACCCGGGGCCGUCGUUGGCAUCGGGCGCCCAACCUGGGAAGUCCAACUCCCGGACCUCGGGCGCUGGGUGGUCGCGUGCGAGUGGGCUGUCCUCGGCAACGAAGGGGUCGCGGGACAGAGACAUGCCGACGUGUAGGCAGCCUCGCCUCGCGGAGGACUCGGCUCCUGCCACUCCCCCCCUGGCCUGUUCGAACAACAGCAGCACGUCGAUCGGUCACGGGGACUACGGCCCACUCCCCCCAUUUCCCCAUUCCCCCAUUCCUCCCUAGAUCUCCGCUUGCACGAGAGGGAUUCGCAUCUAGCUAUCGUCGAGAUCAAUCACCUGCCCACGUUCUCCACCGCCCGCAAUCCGGUUCCCACGUCCUCCUGC
Durotheca rogersii is the source of this 1878-nucleotide messenger RNA. RefSeq lists its product as uncharacterized. Lineage: Eukaryota; Fungi; Ascomycota; Sordariomycetes; Xylariales; Xylariaceae. Bases 118 to 1644 code for a protein of 508 amino acids. The record is from RefSeq and is a predicted model, not a curated record. The transcript is spliced from 2 exons.